AUGAAUCGUCAUCUGCUAUCUAUUGAUCUGAAUUUAUCACAGUUUCUAUCCAACUCCAGUGUAGAAUUAAAUCUACGAAUAUUUACUACACACUUGGAAAGUUGUGCAGAAUAUUCUGGUGAACGAGUGACUCAAUUGAAAAGUGUUUGGGAUACAAUGUCCAGUUAUGUCAAGUGUGGCGAUUCUAAAGCUCGUUUAAACAAAGGCCGUGCAAGUAUAUUUUGCGGUGACCUUAAUCUGAGGGAUUCAGAGCAUAGAAUUAUGUACGAAAUGGUUAAAAAUUCAGACGAAACAGUCUGCAAAAUUAGAACGAACUUUUACCAGGAAAAUAUUUGUCAAAAUUAUGUUCGCUCGGAUAAAUUUAAAAUAUAUACAAAUUAA
Schistosoma margrebowiei is the source of this 381-nucleotide messenger RNA. The record is from the annotation of a GenBank genome assembly. NCBI's taxonomy places the organism in Eukaryota, Metazoa, Platyhelminthes, Trematoda, Strigeidida, Schistosomatidae.